Messenger RNA from Humulus lupulus (European hop), 4442 nucleotides. RefSeq names its product systemin receptor SR160. The transcript has a single exon. Bases 436 to 4029 code for a protein of 1197 amino acids. NCBI's taxonomy places the organism in Eukaryota, Viridiplantae, Streptophyta, Magnoliopsida, Rosales, Cannabaceae. Gene Ontology annotation, molecular function: protein kinase activity; ATP binding; protein binding. The record is from RefSeq and is a predicted model, not a curated record. Gene Ontology annotation, biological process: protein phosphorylation.
AAAAGAAACGAAGAUUAAAAAAGUGGUUUUAGAAGGAGAAAGUGGGGGUUUUCUAGAGAGAGAAGCAGAAGAAGAUUGAGAUGUGUAUAUAUGAAUAUAGAUAGAUAGAUUGAUAUAGAAAGAGAAAGAAGAGAGAGAAAGAGAGGGUCACAUGGCAUGUGAGCACAGCUGUGUGCAUUGCCCCCUCCUUCCCUCAUAGUCAGUCAGUCCUCUCUCUCUCCUCUUUGAUAAAUACCCUUCUCAUCUUCCUUACUCCGACUUUUGACUCUCCCUCUCUCCCCUCUAUCCCUUUCUCUCUCUAAACCAGAAGCCAAAGCUUUUCUCUGUCCUUCUCUAAUGGCAGAAAGCCACCGGCCCUAAACCGAAACCUUCUUCACUUCAAUCUAUUCUCAAUCGAAAAGCGACAAACACUAAAAAAAGAAAGAAGAGAAAACAAUGAAACCCCACUCUUCUAGUGCCAUUUCACUACUCUCUCUCCUUGUCGCCAUCACCUUGCUCUCUCCCCAGUCACCAGUGGUGGCGGCAGCCUCCUCCUCCGGUUCUAGCGAUGCCCAGAAGCUGUUAAGCUUCAAAGCUUCUCUCCCGAACCAAACCGUCCUCUCCAACUGGCUCCAGAACCAGGACCCAUGUACCUUCAAUGGCGUCACCUGUCAUGGGACCAGAGUCUCCGCCAUAGAUUUAACUCUCGUCUACUUGAGCACGAAUCUCAGCGCCGUCUACUCCUUCCUCAUGACCCUUGAUGGCCUUCAGUCCUUGACUCUGAAAUCCACCAACCUCACUGGCUCCAUUACUCCCUUUCCUUACGGAUCCAAGUGUAGCUCUCUACUCACCUCCGUAGAUCUAUCUCAGAACGGCUUAUAUGGACCCAUUUCGGAUAUUUCUAACUUGGGUUAUUGCUCGAGCUUGAAGUUUCUCAAUCUCUCCUCCAACUCACUCGAAUUUUCGGCAAAAGACUCGGCCGGACUCAGGCUCGGGUUUCGGGUUUUGGAUCUUUCGUGGAAUAAGAUUUCAGGCUCCAACGUUAUCUCUUGGAUCUUAUCCCGUGGUGGGUGUAAUGAGAUGGAGUAUUUGUCUCUCAAGGGGAACAAAAUCACCAGCUCCGACGACGGUGUGAUGAGCUUCUCUGGUUGCAAGAAAUUGGAGCAUUUAGACCUUUCGUCAAACAAUAUCUCACUUGGUAUUCCCUCUUUGGGCGAUUGUUUGGCUCUGAAACAUCUCGACAUCUCCGGCAACAGGUUUUCAGGCGACGUCGGCCGAGCUCUCUCCAGUUGCCGGAACCUCGCCUUCUUGAACCUCACCAGCAACUUGUUCAAGGGUCCUGUUCCGAAUGUCCCGAUGGAAAACUUACAGUACCUCUUGCUUGCUAACAACAAGUUCAGUGGCGGGAUUCCGGUGACCCUGUUUGAUUCCUGCUUGACUUUACUCGAGCUAGAUUUGUCAGUGAACGACCUCGUUGGAAUGAUCCCUGACGCACUAACCUCUUGCACGUCUCUUGAAUCGUUCGACGUUUCCAAGAACAACUUCUCCGGUGAGUUGCCCAUGGACACUUUCAUGAAGCUCCCCAAGUUGAAGUCGUUGGCUCUUUCUCACAACAUCUUUUCCGGGAAGCUACCAGAUUCACUGUCGAGCCUUCCGAGUUUGGAAUCCUUGGAUCUGAGCUCCAACAAUUUUUCUGGGUAUAUUCCAGUUGGGCUUUGCGAGGGACUUGGGAACAGUUUAAAGGAGCUUAACCUUCAGAACAACCUGAUUACGGGUACUAUUCCAGAAACUUUAAGCAACUGUUCUAACCUUGUUUCUCUAGACUUGAGCUUCAAUUAUUUGACCGGUAAAAUCCCACCAAGCUUCGGGUCCUUGACCAAGCUCCGAGACUUGAUCAUCUGGUUGAAUCAACUUAAUGGUGAAAUCCCACAAGCGCUUUCCAAAAUGCAGUCUUUGGAGAAUCUGAUUCUGGACUUUAACGAACUCACUGGGCCUAUUCCUUCUGGCUUAAGCAACUGCAGCAAUCUGAAGUGGAUUUCGCUGUCGAAUAACCGGUUGAACGGCGAGAUUCCGGCUGGGCUGGGCCAGCUUCCAAGUCUCUCGAUACUUAAGCUGAGCAACAACUCUUUCUAUGGAAGCAUUCCGCCGGAGCUUGGGGACUGUAAGAGCCUGAUAUGGUUAGAUCUCAAUACCAACUUUUUGAAUGGCUCAAUUCCUCCUGCGCUUUUCAAGCAGUCUGGGAACAUAGCCGUUAACUUCAUGACGUCCAAGACUUAUGUUUAUAUCAAGAACGAUGGAAGCAAGGAGUGCCAUGGAGCUGGGAACUUGCUGGAGUUUGCAGGCAUUAGACCAGAGCAGCUGAACAGGAUUUCAACCAGAAACCCCUGCAACUUCACACGGGUAUACAGAGGUAGUAUUCAGCCAACAUUUAACCAUGACGGGUCCAUGAUUUUCUUUGACCUUUCUCAUAAUAUGUUAUCUGGAAGCAUUCCCAAGGAGAUGGGGAAAAUGCGGUAUCUUUUGAUCUUGAAUUUGGGUCAUAAUAAUCUCUCCGGAGGAAUUCCCGAAGAGCUGGGAAGCUCAACUAAUCUUAACAUUCUUGAUCUGUCAAACAAUCGGCUUGAUGGGAAGAUUCCUCCGGCUUUGACUCAGCUCUCUAUGUUGAUGGAGAUUGAUCUCUCCAACAACUUCUUAACCGGAAGUAUUCCCGAGACGGGUCAGUUUGAGACCUUCCCACCAUACAGAUUCGUGAACAAUUCGGGACUAUGUGGCUACCCUCUUCCUCUAUGUGGGACUGACUCUGGGAAAGGUGCAAAUUCUCAGCAGAAAAAGUCUCACCGGCUGGCGUCUUUGGCUGGGAGUGUGGCAAUGGGGCUUUUGAUUUCGCUCUUCUGUAUACUUGGCUUUAUCAUAGUUGCCAUUGAAACCAAGAAAAGGAGGAAGAAGAAGGAAUCAAGUCUUGACGGUUACAUCGAUAGUAGAUCGCAUUCAGGAGCUAAUCAUGUAAGCUGGAACCUAACCGGUACCCGUGAAGCCUUGAGCAUCCACCUUGCCACGUUUGAGAAGCCACUCAGGAAACUAACUUUUGCCGAUCUCCUUGAGGCCACCAAUGGCUUCCACAAUGAUAGCUUGAUAGGAAAAGGUGGUUUUGGGGAUGUGUACAAGGCCCAGCUGAAAGAUGGAAGCACUGUAGCCAUCAAGAAGCUGAUUCACAUUAGUGGACAAGGUGAUAGAGAAUUUACAGCUGAAAUGGAAACAAUUGGGAAAAUUAAGCACCGGAAUCUGGUUCCUUUACUUGGGUAUUGUAAAGUAGGUGAAGAAAGGCUUUUGGUGUACGAGUAUAUGAAGUUUGGAAGCUUAGAUGAUGUUUUGCACGACCCAAAGAAAUCUGGGAUCAAGUUGAGUUGGUCUGCGAGGAGGAAGAUCGCCAUUGGGGCUGCCAGAGGACUGGCUUUUCUUCACCACAAUUGCAUCCCUCACAUUAUUCACCGCGACAUGAAAUCGAGCAAUGUUCUUCUUGAUGAGAACUUGGAAGCUCGAGUCUCUGAUUUUGGAAUGGCAAGGCUAAUGAGUGCAAUGGACACCCAUUUGAGUGUCAGCACUCUAGCCGGUACACCAGGUUAUGUCCCUCCAGAGUACUAUCAGAGCUUCAGAUGUUCUACAAAAGGUGAUGUCUAUAGUUAUGGUGUGGUUUUGCUUGAGCUACUUACAGGGAAGCAGCCUACAAAUUCGAUUGAUUUUGGUGAUAACAAUCUUGUGGGGUGGGUAAAACAGCACGCAAGGUUGAAGAUCAGUGAUGUUUUUGAUCCAGAACUCAUGAAGGAGGAUCCAAACCUCGAGAUGGAGCUAUUACAACACUUGAAAGUAGCCAGUGCAUGCUUAGAUGAUCGGCCAUGGCGGCGUCCAACAAUGAUUCAGGUAAUGGCAAUGUUCAAGGAAAUUCAAGCAGGUUCAGGGAUUGAUUCUCAAUCCACCAUUGCCACUGAUGAUGGAGGUUUUGGCUCAGUUGAAAUGGUAGAGAUGAGCAUAAAAGAAGAGGCUCAGAACUAAGCUACAAGCAGUAAAAGGAGGACAAACAAGAAAAGAAAAGGAAGAAAAAAAUGUUGGAACCCCCAAAAAAAUUUCCAUAGAUUCUUUGGAAGAAAGAAGAAAGAAGGUGGAGAAAGAUAUUUCUCUCAGCUCCCCCCAAAAAUUUUCCCUCUUCUUUACCACUUUCAAAUGGGUUAGGAAUUUGUUCCUCUUUGUGUAUGAUUCUCUACCAUUGAAUGUAUGUAAAACUUGUUAUUUAUACAUAGAAGGUUGUUUUUUUUUUUUUUUUUCUGUUAUGAAAUGUGUAUAUAAACAGCUUUUUCAGUUGUUGAUGUUCUGCUUAAUCCGGUUUCUUUUCUAGUUGUUGCUUAGGAGAAAGAUGUAAGAGCAUUUGAUUCAGAUAAAAUCCUGAAAAAGGAAGCUUUGUGACCUCA